Molecule: messenger RNA, 300 nt
Organism: Rotaria sp. Silwood1
Lineage: Eukaryota; Metazoa; Rotifera; Eurotatoria; Philodinida; Philodinidae
Source: the annotation of a GenBank genome assembly
AUGCAAAAAAAACGUGAACAAGAACUUGCUACAAAAGAUGCUGAAGAAAAUCAAAAAAUUAAUGAAUUACGAAAACAAGGUCAAAAUGAUUUAGAACAUUGGUAUAAUGAACGACAUAAACAAAUCGAACAAAAACGACAAAUAAUAAAAAUUGAAGAAAAUAAUUUACUUAUAAAUUUACUUGAUUUUACUGAUGAAAAACAAUAUUCAAAAUCAAAACAAGAUUUAACACGUAUGAAAUCAUGUAUUUUUACUGGAAAACGUAUAAGUGAUAGUAAAAAAUUAGAAAACAGUUUUUAA